This is a messenger RNA of Thunnus maccoyii (southern bluefin tuna), 3089 nucleotides long. RefSeq names its product dysbindin-A-like. Gene Ontology annotation, biological process: negative regulation of protein kinase activity; neuron projection development; anterograde synaptic vesicle transport. NCBI's taxonomy places the organism in Eukaryota, Metazoa, Chordata, Actinopteri, Scombriformes, Scombridae. The record is from RefSeq and is a predicted model, not a curated record. The coding region runs from base 169 to 1239 and encodes 356 amino acids. The transcript has 11 exons. Gene Ontology annotation, cellular component: cytoplasm; BLOC-1 complex; plasma membrane.
AACCCUUCCCACGCCAUUUCCUGUACCCACCCCGACUAAAGUGUAGUCGGAGCAGAUGUAGCUAGUUGGGCAGCAUAUCGCUGUAAAACACUCUGACGUAGACAUCCAGUUAAAGUUGGUGUUUUAAACGAGGAAGAUCAGAUCGGAAAACUAAGACUGAGAAGAAUCAUGUUUGAAAACUUCAGAGAAAGACUUCACAUGGUCCAGCAGGAUUUCACAACGGGCUUUAAGACCCUUGGAGACAAAUCAAAAGACACCAAAAUCAGGAGGAAGCCCAGGUUUGACGAAAGCCUUCCUCAUUUCAACGCUGGACUGGAAAUCCUUAGCAGGUAUGAGGAGAGUUGGUUUCUGCUUCAUAAAAGAACUAAAGACUAUGCUCAGGCUGCAGAGGCAGUAGAUGGGGACAUGGUGAUGCUCUCAGCACACUGGGAGAGAAGAAGAACAGCCCUGGCACAACUACAGGACCAACUGCAGAGCUUACCAGCUUUUAUCUGUGAACUUGAUGCCAUCACUGCUACUAUAGCUCAUUUGGAAGGUGACUUUGAGGAGAUGGAGAGCAGACUGGUAUUCUUGGAGACCCUGUGUUGUCAGUGUGAACAACAGACAUUUAAACAACAUCAUAUCAGCCAACUAGAAGUCUAUAAGAAAAAGAAGAGGAGGGACGUUGAGGCACUGGAAGUGGAACUGAAUUCUGAGCAUGCUCAGAAGGUGGCAGAGCUGGAGCAGGCCAUGCAGCAGAAACUAAGAGAACGACAGAAAGUCUAUGAAGAAGCCUUUAACCAAGACAUGGAACAAUACCUGUCCACUGGACACCUACAACACAGAAGUAGGUCACUAUUAUUUUUAGCAGAGCCAACAGGAGCUGAUAUGUGUGUUCUGGAUCAGAUGACAGUAGCUAACAUAUCAGAUCAGGAGGCUUUGGAUGACUUCCUCAACUCCACUGGUGAUGACAUCAGUGCUGGAUCAUCACUGACCUCAGGUCCAGACCUCGAGUCCUGCUCCUCUGAAUCUUUGAGGAGCCCAAUGAACCAAGACCCUCCCACAAACAACCAACCAUCCAACCAGGACAUAGCAUGGAUGCAAGAAGAGGAAGUGGCCAGUGAGGAGAGUGAUGAGCCCCUGGUGCAGUCAGACGAGGAGGAAAUUCAACCAGACAUGUCACUGAUUGGCCAGCAGGAUGUUGGCCCACUGAGGGGCUCUGAUGAGAGUGACUCUGCAGGGGACCUGCCCUCUGGGUAACCUGGCAACCAGGCACUUGAAACUUCUUGAAUACCGGUGUGGAUCAUUGGUGACAGCUAUGUCCAGCGUGGUGCCCAGAGAGAUGCAGAGACUAAGGGAAGUAACCUCAGCAUGCCGGAUGUCCCUCACAUUAGACAUGACCAUCCUAGGCUAUUUUUGAAAGAUGGAGUUAAUUUUACACCUAGGGGAAAUUAUAUGUUUUUAAGUACAUUAGCUAAUUGUCAUGAAAACAACCUCCAAAUGCUGAGAACUGCUUACAGUUGGCGGUGUCACUGCUUUUGAAUUUGGCCUUUAGGACCCAGUAUAUUAUUUCAUUUAUAUUGACUGUCAUCACUAAUGUUGAGUUUGGGUUUUAGUUUUAAAUAUGUCCAACUUUUUGUGUUUUAUUUCCUCUUAUUUAAAAAUUUCACAUUUCAAUUAUAUCAAAUAGCACUCCUUUUUUCUUUAAUACUGACUGAAAAUAUUAGAUUUCACGUUUAAAUCUAGCUGUCAAUUGAAUGGACAAACAAAUCAUACAAUACAGAUAAUACAUCAAGCAAUAAUACUCAAUUCUUUUGCCAAAUGAUAGAAGUCUAGCUUAAGUAGAAAGUGAAAAUACACCCACGUUUCACACUUCAGAAGACUGAAAUGUAGACAAAUAAUUAUGCAGAGUCCAUCUCUGUGUGUGCAGGAGUAUUUAUACUUUCUACCUGAAGAUAACUAAGGAACUUUACACCCAGCAUCAGAGCCUGAGAAGGUUUUGGAGAGCGCCUUUUGUUUGCUGCUCUGAUAGAAGUCAAGUUAAAACACAGAAGAAUAUGACACAUCCAAACAAAUCAGUGUCACUUUGAGCCCUUUUAUCCAACUAAUGACCCAAAGAAAGAAUUAUCUGCACACUGAAUAGUUUUGAAGCCCCCAAGAGGAUAUUGUUUAUUUGUGACAUUGCAAACUCUGAGAAGGCACAGGUAUUGUGAGGUUUAUAUAGUGAUGCAAAAAGAAACAGUCAGCUGAUCAACCGAAUCUAUCAGCCGAUUUUGUGUGUGUGUUUUUUUUUCGGCCUCACUAUAUAAACUUCACAAUACCUGUGCAAUACCCACAAGACCUUCUCAGAGCUUGCAAUGUUGCAGAUAAAUGAUACCGUUUAGGGGGCUUAAAACUAUUCAGUGUGCAAUUCUUUGUUUUUCAAAAUAGAAGUAUAGUUUCUCAGUGAAUGUUCUGCAUUUGUCUUAAAGAAAUGUCCAAACAAAACCAGUACAUAACAUCUGCUUUUGAUUUUUUUACUUUCUGCUACCCUUGAAAUAAAUGAAAAGAUGUGUAAAAGUUGUAACAGUAAUUAUAAAGAUAGAACCUAUGGAUAAGAACCCAGUGUCAUAAUUUGGCAAAAUCUUAAUGUCUUGUGAAAUUAAUGAAGUUGCUCUAGUUGUUCUUCUUUGCCCUUGGAGAAAGUGAAAAUGGUAGGCACAGUGGUGUCCUUCAGGUUUGUCCUUCCCUAAUUACAAGAAACAUAAAAAUAUGACAUUAUUGCAGAGUAAGUGGCUGUUACUCAUGAAAGAGGUUUGUGUGUUUAAAGUUCUGUAGAUAUUCAACUUUGUAUUUGAAUGUGGUUUUAAAUUUAACAGUGUACUGCCAAAACAAUUGGAGUAUGAAUGUACAGUAUGCAGUUCAUCGACAUUAAAAUUGUUGUUGUUGUUGUGAAAAGAAUAUUUAACUGUUAUCAAAGCUUACUACCACUGUAGAAUCAUGCUAUGUUUGGCUGUUUCACUUGCAGAAUAAUUUUCCCACAAGAUUUUCACAGACUGUAUAUGGGGAAAAAUGUAGUAAUUUUCACUGUAUGAUACAGGGCCUUUGCAAUAAAUGCACUGAAAUGUAAA